GUGACCGACUAUCUACUUGACCCUACUCGCCUACUCGGAGAGGAGCAGACUUACCAAGCUUCGUUGGGCAUCGAGCCACGUCAGUCAAUUUCCCUGCACAUCAACCAGCCCCUUCAGUCACCAAGGCAACUGGUACCGAAUCCCGAUUCCAUCACCACGUCGACAUCUCAGCAACAGCCGUCAACCGUAGCGCCAGCUACAAGCCUGUCAGUCAUGCCGCCUCUUUUCACCUCCUUGUCGUCUCCUCUCUCCACGUUUGCGCCUCUUCACAGCCACUUCGCACCAGCUGUAUCCGGCUUGUCAGUCAGCCUCUCCUCUGCCAGUCUCGUUGCCGGCCCGGGGGCUCCUAGAGAUAUCGUUACCGGUCUCAGCCAUGCCAAACAGACCUAUAACCCUAUAGGAUGCCUGGCCAAAUCGACCGGUUUUGUUGCCAGUGCUGCCUAUUCAUCAUCAAGGGCCGCUCCUGGCCGGGAGGACAACUCCUCGAAGAAUGCGUUGAAUCAGGAUCCAGUCUGCCAAACUAGAUGA
This is a messenger RNA of Protopolystoma xenopodis, 528 nucleotides long. NCBI's taxonomy places the organism in Eukaryota, Metazoa, Platyhelminthes, Monogenea, Polystomatidea, Polystomatidae. The record is from the annotation of a GenBank genome assembly.